This is a messenger RNA of Python bivittatus (Burmese python), 1198 nucleotides long. RefSeq names its product lymphocyte antigen 6 family member G6F (gene LY6G6F). The record is from RefSeq and is a predicted model, not a curated record. Lineage: Eukaryota; Metazoa; Chordata; Lepidosauria; Squamata; Pythonidae.
GCCAGUUUAGUCCAAUGGUUUUUUCGUAUAAUGUUCCUCUGGAAGAAUCUCUCCUCUGAAAUGGAUGCUGGUGCUCGAACUCCCAGGGCUGUCGCAGCUGUUCUGGCCACUCUCUUCUUACUUGUCCAACUCUGUGAUGCCAACAUUAUGUACGCAGAGAAAGGCUCUUCCCCAGAGUUGCCCUGCCCAUGUCCAUUUUGUUCCAGUACUCAAAAAAUAUCCUGGUACUUUGUCCAACAAGGCCAAACAACUCUCCUCUUCAGCAAAUUCUCCAACAGCAAUAUAAAGCGUUGGCCAGUUGCCUGGAGCCAGCUCGAGAUGCUUCAAAAUAACUCACUUCGAUUUAAUCAUGUGAUGGACAAUGACACAGGUCGUUAUUGGUGCGACAUGAACCAUUUUUAUGAUCUUGUGGUUGUGACAGGAAGUAAGCAGAUGUUGGAGCCCAACCAGGCCCAUAGUGUGUGCUAUGUCUUGACCUGCCUUUUCCCAGCUAAUGAACUCUACAGAGAUGUGAUAACCUGGUGGGAAGGUAGGAAGCAAAUCCUGGAAGGAGACCAAAUGGGAAGAUCCAGCAUAUUUAAGGGGAAAAGGGCCUCUCUGCUCCACGUUUGCUGGAAAAAAGAGGCUUUGAAGAAAAACAAGGAGAAGCAUAUCAAAUGUCGCUUUUCUCUGAGGACUGAAAUCAUGUUCAGGUUGACGAAUAAUGAUGAUUUCUGUACUUGUAGUACUUCACAGCCUUCUUUCCAGGGGACAGUGAAAGAUGGUUUAUCAUCUCAAUGCUCAGAAAUCAAAAAAAAUGGGGGACCAUGGAUUCCGUUGGCUGUUUGUGUUAUAUUGCAAUUUCUAAUCAUACUCAGUCUGGUGAUAUUGUGGAGAAGGAGUUGUAGCCAGAAGUACCCAGACCAUCUUGAGAAGCUGAGUAAAGAUGUCCCCAUGUCCGAAUACUCACCACAGCUCUACGAGAAUGUCAGGACCUGAUUGGAUCUGCUGCUGCGACAAAGGAAACAUUUCGGUUCUCACGGAGUCAAACAAUCCUGGACCAAACCCAGCAACUCUUGAGCAAUGUUACAUUUUCCAAGAUCAAUGUUUUUCUGGGCCUUUAUGUGUUCUUUCUAUCCUGCCAGACUGUUUUUAAUUCUCUGAUUAGCUCUCCUGGAUUGUAGCUCCCAACAUCUACUGCAGUGUUUCUCAACCUUGG